Molecule: messenger RNA, 15737 nt
Organism: Pocillopora meandrina
Lineage: Eukaryota; Metazoa; Cnidaria; Anthozoa; Scleractinia; Pocilloporidae
Source: the annotation of a GenBank genome assembly
AUGAGUAAUAACUCUGACUCAACACCCAAGAAAAUAUCAAACUUGAAAAAUGUUGUGUUGCUAUUGGACUGUGAUGUGCGAAAAGAAAACGGUGAAGUCUACCUACCGGACGGUACAGAAAUGGCUCGAUUAAAGAAGCCCGAACGAGAGCAAUUUAAAAAGAAUAUUAAGUUCACCAGGACCAUGACAGAAAAGAAUGUGGAGGAAGAGCUCCGCUGCCAAUUCCCGAUUUUAAGAAAUUAUGGAAGGUAAAUUGUAAUGGACUGUCAGAUAUUUAUGCAGCUUAAUGGUUCCGAGGCGGGAAUGGGGUAUGAACGGAAAAUUGGUAUUGGAUCAACUAGUAAUCCCCUUAUUGACAUUUUUGCUCAUUCUUAUCACAUGUCUGGUUGAAAUUGUACUGAUCACAAUAUUGUCUAGAGAAAUUCUGUCUUGGUCACCCAUGGGAGUUAAGGAAAUUAAGGAACCAUACAGCAAGAAGAAGGGAUAGAUUUGUGGGAAAUUCUCCCAGAUUAUUUAGAUCCUUCCAAAUAUGAAUCUGGAGAAAUCCAUUUAUCCUUUGAAAUAAUGGACAAACAGAUUUUUUACAAAUUUUAAUGCGGUUCCUGUUUUCAUUGUUAUUUAAAGUAACAAGUAUUUAAGAUAUCACAGACAGAAAAAAUUAUUUUCUUUCAAUUUCCUGAAAAUUUAAUGUUAUAUUUAUUAAAAAAAGAUGUAUCAACUCCUGAAAAUUCUAUUUUUGUAUCUUUAUUACCUUAAGAGAUAUAAAACAAAAGGUAAUUUGAGGGUAGAACGGAAGGCAUGAGAUUGAUGACACUUCAUGUCAACUUUUUCUGGUCACUUAAUUAAUAAUUUCAAAGCCACUGUAGAUUUUCAAGGCACUGUACAGUUUCACACAGUCCCAAAAUUUCUAGUCUAAUGGUAUUAGUUCUUUCCAGAAGAUGGAGAGAUUGUUUUUGUAAUUCAAUUGUUGUUUUCAAGCUGUUAACGUUUCCAAAAGCUACAAGUCCUCUUCGCCGUUUUGGCAAGCAAAACAGCCAUAAAUGGCUUUCUUCAAUGUAAUUGGUUAACAGCCUUUACAGGCAUGACAUGGAAGCCCAUUUCUGUGAACAAAUACAGAUGCCUUGAAAAAUUUCAAGUCACUUUUCUUGUUUAGUGUUUUGGCUCGAGUUCUAGACUUUGGAGAGUUUAUUUUUGGCUGGUGUUUGGUCAGUUUUUGUGAAAUUUGGUGAUAAUGUUGGAAAUAUAUUGAAUCCCCAAAGGGUCUUCCGAAUUUUUUAAUAUCUCCUUAUUUCUUGAGACGCAGCAUCCACAUUGAAAACUUUUCUCAAAAGUGUUACUUUGAAGUUAAAAAAAUUGGGGCAUUGAAACACGAAUCCCAGACACCCCAAUAUGUACAGAUCAAUAUGUGUAUAUGAUAAUACAUGCCUAUUUUUUAAUAGGUGUUAAGCAUUAUCAGGUUAGAAAAUCUGUACUGAGUCACUGAAAAACCCAUUAUUGUUUUUUUUUUCAUUCAGGAGAGGGGGGAGAGGGCAGGUUUCUGCACAGUCCCUGUUUGUUAGUAGUAUGUUAAUGUUCAAAUUAAGUCUAGCAGUUCAAUAUCCAUAGCAGCUUACACUGAUGGAGUGGUGCCCUGUACUAACUUCAACCUACUAUUGUAUAAUUGAUGUUUUUUUUCUGAUUUUAGUUUUUCUUAUGAAUGUAUUUAUCAUAACCACAAAUUUUUAGAUUAAGCUGUGCCUCAGCUGCAAAUCGUGGAACAAGACUGGAGUUCCACUACAGCCCAAGAACAGUGUGGGAUGGAACCAAGAUUAACAAGCAUAUUAGGGGGAAUUCUGCCCUUUAUGUACUCUUUGAGGUUUGAAUUAAAAAAUGCUUUGCUCUAUAGCUCGCUGUGCAUAUAUAUAUAGAUUUUCUGAGUGAUUCUAUGAUAUUUUUUACAUGAUAGAAUAUUAUGGUAUUUCUUUUAAUGGUAUAUUAGAAUUAGCUUAAAAGUCUGCUCUCAAGUCAGGGCCAUAAGCAUUAAAUAGAAAGGAGUAGUAGUACUCCCUCAGCUUGAGGAGCUAGUUCCUUGCAGGUUCUGCCCAAUCAUACUUCUUUCAAAAGAAACUUUUAGUUUUAAUAUAUUGGUGCAGAAAUCUCCUCCCUAUUUAAUGUGACAACUAAACCAGAAAUUUUAGUUUUCAGAAGGAUAAGUUUUUCUGAGUGAUUCUAGAAAACAUUCUUAUACAACACUGGUUUGGGGGAUAUCUUGGAAUUUUAUGGAAAGGCUGAGAGUUACUGGUGUUUUCAAAUUUUAAAGUUAACAGCUCUAAGGAGAGGUAAACUAUUGAGGCCAGAUAAAAGUUAUAUAAUUAGGUAAUUGCACAGAUUUGUUAGUUUAUCAAGGUUAUAUAUUUUCAUUCUGACUAGAGAACUCCUGAAUCAGUCCAUGAAAGACCAGAGUCUCCACCAGUUGAUAGUUCUCUACAACAACUGCAGACACCCACGCCUAAACCAAUGGGUAAGCUCAAAUACAUGUACAUGUGUAUGUAGACUACAAAAUGGCUGUAAUUAUUAUUAUUCAAUUAUUACACUGUUUUACAAGAUAAAGGCAAUUAUAAAUUAAACAAGCAAAAUGUGUUAGAACAUUACACACUAUAUAAAUUUUCAAAAAAGUGCGCGAUAAAAGGGCUGCACAUAUCAAUCCAAACUUUGAUUUUCUCCAUUUUUUAUAUGUUGCUAUAAUUUAAUCUCUGAAGUAACAAAGUUUAAAGUGGAGAGGAUUUUAAUCGAUGGACACAAGGAACACUUCAGGGUACCUCAUAAAAUCAAUGAGCUGCUCGAAUCACUAUGAGAAGUAUUUUUGAAAACCAAAUGCUGAAAUACUGGAAAAUUAGAUAGUAGUGGGAAAAUAAAUCCCUUAUACAUGGUUUAAAUUAAAAUUCAAGCUGACAUUUUGCUCAUUGCUUGUAUUUUUCCUCUCCCCAACAGGGCUUGAAAACAAACUAUGUAACUUGCAAAAUUUCAGUGUCUAAAAUACCUGAAAUCAUUGAUCUUCAAAUAUAUAAUUCCACAACUACUCCAUUUUACCAUAUAAGGGCAUCUGAAUGCAUGAAAUAUGCCUCUGACUGUAUUACACCAUAGAACAGGGCAAAAAUAUAGAUGAAAGCAGACCAACAAAAUAAUCACUCAUAACUAUAUAUUAAAACAUUUUUUUGUCAUAAUAAGAACAUUGCUGAUAUAUAUGCAUUAUGGUUUGGUGUUGUUUUAUUUGUCUUUUGCACGUGCCAGAUGCAACUACAGUUGAACCGUUGUUUUCUGGACUGGGUUCAAUGGUACUGAUAAGCAAGAGUUCAGAUAAUCAAAUAUGAAUAUUAUUGACAGAGGCAAAAAAUAAAACUGAAUAUGUAUCAUUUUAUCAAUAUUACACUUCAAGAAGUUAUAAACAUUCUCAACUCAUUUCAUGCCAUUGUUUACAAAUGCUAAAAGUAUUCCAAAAGGGUUAAAGGUUGACAACAAUGAACAAUAGCUAAAAAUUGCUAACAGAAAUAAAUCAGUUUCUUUCAAGCUGUCACAAUGUGGGUGUGUAAUUGCUACCGGUCAUUCUAUAAUGGAAUAGUGUCAACAUUGUUUCAUUACAUUCUGCUUUAUUUCAUGGGAAAAAGUCAUAUGUUAUGGAUCUUGAAUGUGACUACUUAAUAUUCCUGAAAAAAUUGGGACCAAAGAAGUGCAUCAGAGUCUGAGUAAUCGAGAUCCGGCUGUAGUCCUAUUCUGAGAUAAUCCUCCCCUAUAAUGAAUGAAGGAUUUAAUUCAAAAGCAAGUAACCUGCAAAACACUAGAAAUUGGCUGAACAAUUAGGGGAAUCAUUAUGAUAAAUCUGAUCCCAUUGUUAGUGAUUUUGGUCAUCAUGCAGAUUAUUAAAAGGAGAAGUUUAAAUCUUGAAGAUGAAAUUGGGUUUCAGAAUAUAUACUGUAGCUUCUUGUUGAAAGAAUUCUCCUUCUUGUUUGUAGAUUCAACUCUGCCAUGUUCAAGUAACCUUCAAAGAUUGAAAAGAAAGCAUGAUUCCAGCUCUUCAUGUGUACUAGAGGUAGUUCAAAAUACUGGGGCAAGUGUGAAGAAGCAAGGUAAACAAAAUAAAAAAUUAAUCUGUGAAAUAUUUGCUCCUUCUGCUGAAAAUACUGGGAAAAAAUUAAGAAAUAGCAUAGAUAUCUAAUGCAUUAAAAAGGUACCUCUCUCUGAUUAAAUGUUUUCAGUUUGGAUGAUUUAAAGCAUGUAGCAUUUACUACUUUAACUACUGCUUGCUUGUGAUGACAAAUUUUUUUAACUACUUUCAUCCAUUAAAAAUAAAUGACAGUCCAUGUCUGUAGUAGUGACUCCAGGAUUGGAAAGUGAUUCAUUACUAAUGUUCCUGCAAUACUUAAAUUCAUAGUGAACUGCUAAAAAAGUUUGAAAAAAAAAUUAAAGAACAAUAAAAAUUUUUCCUUAAAAAAGGCUAUAUAAGGUUAUUAACCCUCUGUAAAUUUUCUUUGAGGAAUGUUUACAUUUUGUUUGAAAAAAAAACUUUGUUAAUAGUACUGGAGGCUACAAGUUGCCCUAAAGGUAGCAAAGAAGGAGGGCAGCAAUCUCAUCAGGAGCAAGGAGAUCACAGUGCCGGCCCAACCACAGGCCUACUUUUCAAUUCAGGUACUAUUCAACAAACACAAAACCCACAAAUUGGUGAGUUUAGUGAAAACUUACCUAAAAGUGGUGGGGAAGGAGUUAAGAUUGUGGUUAGCCACCGGUUGGGUGGAAGGAACACAAAGCAAAAAAAAUUAGCCAAGCAAAUCGAGUAAACUGAGCUUUUAAUGGGAAUUCCAACCUCUGCAUUAUUUGUUUUUAACCAUGCCUAAAUUUUACUCGUUUUCAUGAGGAACAAAAUGAUUUUCUGAUUUCCCCUACAAUGAAUAAAUUAACCAGUUUGGUACAACUAUGUCAAAAAUUUACUGCUUAAUUCACUUCUUUUUAAUAAUCAAAGAUGUUUUAAGUUCAGGAAAUUACAACUUCACAGACUCUUUGAUAGACUCUUUCUUGUCUGUAACACCUAACAUCCAGGUUUGAAACAAAGUUCUGGGGAAGAUCACUCUAAGGACUCCCAAGAAGUUAUUAAGGUACUUUUGAUGAUGAUUUCAGUUGUUGUUUAUUUUAUCAGUGUAUGUGCAGGUAUUAGCAUGAAUUCAAGCGCAAUUUGGAAAAAAGCAAGCUUGAAUCAUUUUUGUUAAGACCUAAAAAAUUGCUCAAGUCUUUUUGACUAUAAACAAGACAGAAGAUGGUGGUUUAAAAUACCUGAUCUAUAGAUUCUACUUUAUCGACACAUUGUUUCCAGCAAUUAUUAAAUGAAGAUAAAAUUCAUGAAAGAACUGCAUAUUAAACUUUUUUUCUUUAAAGGGAGUGGUAGAAUCAUCACACUACAGUAAUUUCUGUUCUUAAAGUUCUACGAAUAUAAAUUCUCCUCUGCCAUUCUACAAAAUAUGUCUCUCAGACUUUGCAACAUUAUCCAAGUUUACUCCAAUCUGCAUGCCUGUAUACUUUUACGAAAUGUAAAAUCUUUUUUCAAUCACUUGUCUGCUUGUUAUUUAAUUGAUACUGUAAGGAGAAGUUUAGGCUUGGUCACUGAUGGCAGUUUCAAAGGGUAUAGAUAUAAGUAUAUGUUUUACUCUCUCCCUGCCAAUUGGAAACAAAUAGUAUCAAGCGCAAUGAAGGAUCUGUAUGCCUGACACUCAGCAUUCUAAAACUAUGAUGGCAUUAAAUCCCUGCCAAAAUUCAAAUGUUAGAAGCAGUGGGCAGCCAUAAUAUGUGAUUUUUACGCUGCAAUCAACCUUGAAGAUGGAGCACCAUGUAGCAAUUGCUCUGGGAUGCCACAUGGUGCUGCAUAUGCUGCAUCAUACUCAAAAUACUUCUAUUACUCAAAAUACAUUUAGCAUGACUCCCAAUGUUUAUGUUCAAACUGAAUAUUUAGGUUCAAGUACUACUCAAUUUGUACAUCCAUGUUAAGUAAUUCUGUUGUUCCCCUUACAACACAUCAUGCCAUGUACACUAGCAAAGCAUGCUGGUUAGGCUUGCAGUGAGCUUGUAUGACUUUUGGUAGGUGUGACUGAGUCAGCUAAGUGUGAAGUUCAAAUCAAAGCUUGAAUUUUUAAUUCAAUACUCAAAAUUUGAGCAAAGAAUUUUAAUUAAUGCCCAUGGACAUCUUGAAUGUUCAAAUGAAGAAUUGAAUGUUGGUGCAAAGACUUAAUUGCUGAAACAAAUAGUUGAGUUUUGAAGAAAAAAAUUAAUGUUUGAACUUGGAUUGAUUUCAAUAAGGUAUGAGUUUAAGGCAAAGAGGGGCUUUUGUUCUGAAAAGUUCAUUUUUAAAUUGUUAACAUUAUGUUUAACAGAAAAAAUGAAUGAUGAAAAUAAAACUUGAAAAUUAUGUUGAAAAUAAUAGUUGAAUGUUGAAAAUAAAUCAAAUGUCUGGCCAUAUUCAGGUUCUUGUUUAGCAAGUCAUUUUGUACGGGUAGUUCCUGUGUAAUUUUUUUGUUGCAUGUAUUAAUAGUAGUUUACUUUUGUGCUUUCUCUGUACUUACAGGUUAGGAGAUCUGUUGACAAUAAUAGCUCCUUGGACUCUGCGUAUGAAUCCACUUCUGGGGAUGCAUCUGGUGUUGAUGACAACACUGAGCAUUCAAUAGGUAAAAUGUAGUUAAUGGCUGUUGUUGUAGCGGUAUCAAUUUCAUUUGAAUACCUGUCAUUGCUCAAUUUAAGAAAAAAGGGGUAAAUGACAACUUAGGGAGGAAAAAUUGAUCUCAGAUCUGUUCAGUACCAAUUUUCCUAGAAAAAUCAUCAUAAUUAUGACAACAAAAGCUCCAAAUUGUUAAGCAGAAAGUCCUAAAUGUCAUCUUGUACUAAAUUGUUACUAACUGAAAUCCAACUAUGGAAGUGACCCUCACAGUUUUGAACACUACUUAAGUCGUGUGAUGAAUAAUUCUUUGAAAUUUAUAAAUAGAAGCUUUUAGAAAUCACCAGAAUAUUUACUCAUGCUGACAUGCUGUUACAAUAAAUUUAAGGGCCAGUGGUUUAUCUGCAAAUUAGACUUCAGUCCCCUUGCAUCUGCCAUAUAUUGAAAUUUUGGCGCGUAAAGAACAGUAAUGUUAUGCAGUUUGUUGUGCUAUGAUCAUUUCUUUGCUGCAUCUCGUGUACUCCUUCUAUCAAAACCACCAGGUACAUUUUGCAUUGUCUUUUGCUGUUUGAUGUUUCCUUUGUGAUUGUAAUUAUUGUUGUCAGUAGUUGGCUGUGGUGUGAUUUAAUUUAAUCAUGUUUCAGAAACCAAUGGUUAUGAAUAAAUUUAACCAUUUUGAAAUUUGACGGUGCAUUUGCUACACAUGUAUAUCAUGGAACAUUGUAGAACAUUUCAUCAAGUCAUGCAUAUAUCAUGUAAUAAGUACCCUGGAAGGUUUCAGAACACUUUGUGAAAAUAUAUAAAGACUCACUUAUGUAGUGGUAAGAGUUGUUGUUGUUUUUGGGAGUGACUGACUGUUUAGAAAGCUUUCUAAACAGUCAGUCACUCCCAAAAACAACAACAAAUAUCAUGAGAGAGAACUAUUAAGUCUGAGGAAGAUUGCUAAUUCAAGAAGCGUUGGAGGAAACUGUGAAAAAAACUGGUGGGCUUAAUUAAGUUUAUUAGCAAUAAGGAUUGUACUGCUUCUUGGAGUCGCUCCUAAUGUUAAGAACAUUAAUUACGUGCUGUGUACUAAUAAAAGUAGUUGAGUUUGUGGGAUUGUAAAGUUAUUCUGUUGUUUAGAUUAUACCAUAACAGUAGUAUUUAAAUGAGGCCUGAAAAAAAUUGAGUCCUGUACAGGAUUUGAAACCAUGACCUCUGCGACACUUGCACCAGUAUCACAGAGGGUAUGGGUCAUGGGCUAAAAUCCCACACAGGCCUUAAAUUUUUUCCGGCCUCAUUUUCAUUUCUACUUAUAAAGUAGUGUUCAUAACUGUGAGUAAUUAAAGCAUGAUAUGACUGGUGCCUUCUAUGCAGACUACAGUAAGAUUGGAGUUUUUUCAUUGUUACUUUUGCUUUUUUUAAGGUUAUUGAUUGUAUCAUGUUGUUUACUUUUAUUUGUCAGAUAGUACCCUUCCUUUUUGAAGAUUAAUUGACUAAAGCUGCUCUUUAAAUAUUUUAUCUAAUGAGUACUUGAUGAUGAUAGCUGGUGUACAUUCUUAAAUGGUGUUUCUUGCUUUGUGCAUUACUUAGGAAAAACUGAGGAAGCAGCUAGUAGUCACAUUAGAGAUCUUGUAGAUUAUUUGAAAGAUUCUCAAAUAGAGUAAGUCAAAUUUCUUUUUGUUUCUUGCUUCUCAAAGGAAUCAAACUUAAUUGUACAGCUGUUAUGUACAGAUCAAUAUGAAACCUCAACAUCUUCCCCCUUAUGGGCAACCCACAGACUUUUUACUGUCUUCAGUGCCCAGAGGGUGGUGGAUUUGAACAUAAUAAGUUGCACAGCUGGGAUGAGGAAUUUGAGCCAGAAGUGUCAAGUCUUUCUAGCUGAAUUAAGUGUUAUUGCUUGAAAUAUGGAGAUGGUUUUAUAGGCAAAUAGUUCACUUUUGAGAAUAAAUGGCAAGGAAGAUAAAGGUCUUUAAGGAGUAAUUUUAAAUCUUGGUUAAUGUGCUGAAGGUCCUUGUUGCUGCAUGAUUUUGCCUUUUACCAAAAAAGUGGGGUGGGUCAUUUGAACACUUCUUUUGCCCAGGGGGUUGGGAAUUUGAAACAAUCUUCAAGAGUUAAAAUGCCUAAGGUAUUACUUAAUGGGGAUUUUGAAGCUUCAAACCAAUUGAUGCAUCACAACCAAACCUUUUGUAUCAAUGACAUGAAGCCUCAAAAAUUAUCUAUGCUAAAAUUGGACAUAUUGAACUGUUCACAAAUGUAAAACAAAUUGUCAUGUUAUCAAUUUAACAUAAAAAUAAUUAUGGGGUAUAAGAGAUCAAUUUUGUUUACCUGACUGCACCAAAAAUAUAUAUACAGUGCAACCUUUAUUGUUUAUCCUAACCCUUGAUUACUAUUUGAGAUAUUUUAAAAGCCAAAUCUUGACAUCAUGCUUCGCAUCAUGCUUUUGAAUUGAUCACAUGCAACCCUGUGCAAGUAUUGGUGGUAACUGUAGAGAACGUUAAUUAAACCAGUACUGCCUUUUUUGGUUGAAAAUUUGCUGAAACUGUUGAUCUGCAUAAAUUACCUGUAGCCCCACAGAAGGAUCAAGCUUGGAUGGUAAGCUAAAAAUCUUUUUAUUUAUUAAUUUUUAAAUGCAACCAUGUGCAAUGUGUUUCACAUCGCCUAAUAAUUGUGUCUAUACUGUUUACCUGAAAGUCACCAUCAUUUCUGUAAACUGCACAAUUUCAGAGCAAUAUUUUCCUUUAAAAGUAACACAUUAGCAUAUUCAGAAAUUUUAGCCAGGGAAUCAAGUUUUAAAAUUAUUGAUGAUUAUUCUGAAAAAAGUGCUUUUUUCCUAAAGAAAAUUAUUGUAGACAAGCAAUAGAAUGUUUUCAUAUUUAGUAAGUACUCUUCAUGGUUUGCCUCUAAUUUUGGUUGCUGUAUAGCCCCUUGGGUGUACUUAAAGAAAAGGUUUUACCUUAAAAGAGCAGAUUAUAAGAACAAUUUAUGGGCAAAAGAAAACUUUUGCAUUUCUUAACUUCUGAAGUUACCCUACCUAAGUUAAUUACCUGCUUUUAUAGAGUGCUAGCUUGCUUGUCAUACAAUUCUCAGGAGCUUUUGCAUUCUGUUGAUGGAAUUUCUUAUGGGUUAUGGGAAAUUUAAAAAGUCAUUAAGGGGAUCAAAGUUGCUCAACCAGCUCUGCACCAGAUAUUGUCUAAAUUCUUAUCAAUACAAUAUACAGAGCUUAAAGGUUAUUUAUAAGCUAAUUGUAUGGCACAACUUUCUUUUUUUAUUUGAUCAUUUCAUAGAAAUCAGUUUACACAGGGUUGCCACUGGUGAUCAGGUAUGGUAAAUGUUUAAGCUAAAUUUCUUAUCAAUUAUGUGAUAUUUACAUAUGACUUAGAAGUAGAGUUCAGUUUUUAAGCCUGUAAUCAUAGACAUAUUACUUCAGAAGAGUGAUUAUAUUAUUAUGCUUAUCAUUGUACCAUUUUCUUUUUAUCUUGUUUCCUGAACAGAUUUGCUUGUCUGAUAGAGAAUUGAACGAGAUCUAUCAAGACCUGGGAAUCCCCUUGCCGGGUAGUUAUUGUUAUCUUUUGUUUCUGUAAUAAGCCAUAAAAUGAAAAGAACAUGAUGUUUGUAAAUCUCUGUUAUCUCAACUUGAUGGCUCAAAGGAAGAGUAAUAAUUGAUUUGGAGGCUAAAGCAGACGGAUCCUAAGCUUGGAGGCUUUAUCUUUUUCUUAAAAUUCCCCUCUAUAUCAGUGUUUGUGCUCCCCUCACACCCCCAAAACAAUUGUAAGGUUAACUCAUUUCCAUUUAACCUGUCGCCUGUGGCUGGAUUAAGUGAACAUUGUGUGUCAGGGAAGGGGAUCAUGUUGAAUCAACCAGAAAUUUAUCCCUCCUGUUCAGUGCCCCAAAUAUUUUGGCUCUACCAAAAGUUAUUAAAUUCAUGUUAGCUAGUAAUGUGAUAUUAGUGUUUCUUUUUUUUUUUUUAUCAGCAUUCAAGGUGACGAAAAUUUAUAUUUCCUUUAACUUAUUUCUCUUCCUUGCAUGAUUGCAGUGGAACAAAAAAUUAUCCCCAAAGAAGGCCCCGUUACGGUAUUUGUCAUUUUUUUUCUCAUAAUUUUUUAAAUUCAUAACUAAGAAAAAAUAAGAAUUUGACUCGCCAGUUGCUUAGGCAGAAAAGGCAAGGAUCCUAAAGAAGACCUGGUAACUAAAGUGCAUACUUGCUUUCAAAGAAAGAAUCACCUACAAUGACUUAAAUUUCCUUGCUGUGAUUUGAAAUAAGCUAGUGAAAAUAGCCUUUACAUACACCUUUGGACUCUUUUCGUGGCUCGCAGUAGGCAAUUGAAACUUUUUUUCCGACACAUCACGGUAUUCUGCUUUUUUUUUCGAUUGUUCACCCUACUUAUUUUUCGUAUUAUGUUGAUCUUUAUCGCUGAAUAGGGUGGUACAGAGUUUGUUAUUUUCGUCAAUGUGAAUGGUAUUCCAGAAAAUCUCUCAUCAUUGAGGGCUAUAUUCAAGGGGGUUGGAGUUGCAGACUUGACACCAUUUAUUGAAAGUGCCUACACUGGGCUUAGUCCAGGUAUGUUGAUUUAUAAUGGUAAUGGGAUUGAGUGGAGUUCAAUUCAGUCUGUAAUCAUAUGAAAGAUUACGAAAAUUGGACGACCGCGAAGCAGGAGACCAACUUGUUAAUUACGAAGUUCUGUUACCAAUUAAUCAAAACUAUGAAAAAAAUUGAGAAAGAAACUAGACAUCGAUUGUUCGUUUUCAGUAAAAGAAACAGUUCACUCGUCGAAAUGCGAGACAACAACGCGCGCACAUGACGCGUUCUGCCCAUUUUACACAGACAUGACGUGUUUCAUGUCCCUUUAACUGUCCUAUUACACUGUCCAAUUACAAGUGUGACACGUACAAUGUCUUAUAGUGCUCAAAUCGGGCUGGUGAUAGCCAAUCACAUUCAAGAAUUUUGUUAUAGUUUUGAUUAUAUCUGAAAUUUGUGUUACAUUUUGGUGUCAGAGUACAUCAGCAGGCUACCGUAAUUUCCGGCCGUUUACCCGCGGAUAAUCUGUUAAUUUUGCAUUAAACGCGCGCCACUGCGGGUAGUAGGGAGGUGCUGGUUAUGUGACAAUUUUAAAAUCUACUAGUAGUUAAAUUGAAAAGAAUUAUCACCAACAUGCGUUUCCACCUCUCAAUUGAUUUUUAUUGUAUUAAGAGUGCCACAAAGCGGCACGAAACAUGAUGCCGACUCAAGUUUAUUUCACGCAUAAUUAGUUGCGUGACGAACAAAUUGCUAUCGGCACGCGUGAAAACAAAACGUUGAUGGUGACAAAAAUAAUCCAAAGAUAUCCGGCGCAUCAGUAACAAAUUUCCAUUUAACACUAGCUUGAGCUAAAGAGAAUUUUCCGGUUUCAAAGGACUUGUUAGGCCCAAUAGAACCAGAGAUAUCUAUUUUUUUCAGAAAUCGCCGACAGUACUUUACAGUUCAAGUUUUAACACUCACCCUGCUUUCUUUCAACAAAUCAACAUGACGCUGAACGAUCGCUCGCACAAAAUGUGCCCACAAAUUCGUAUUUUGUCAAGUUUGAAACGUUGAGAUUUGGGCAUGGGCUGCUAGUGUCUUUACUGUAUAAUUUUAUCAAUAAAAUUCAUGCUAACAUUGACACAGAAUUGUGCACGCGUCUGAAUUUCUUUGACCUUUAGACUCGACAAAGACGCUUUCAAGUUUUCGAAAGUCAGAUCAGACAACUUUUAAAAGACUGAAAUGUAUCACCUUAAUGUUGAAAUAAUAAAGUUGAAUGACAUAACGUGCGGGUUAUCCACCAGUGCGGGUAAUCGGCCGUGCGGGUAAACGGCCGGAAAUUCAAAAUUGUGCCUGAUGAAAGCCAAUGUUGUAAUUAGAGGGACAAAGCAUCAUUAUCAGUAAUCCUUUUCGCAUACAGCUCUUUCAAGAAAGAUGAUCAAAAAAGGGACAAAAGUUCACCCAACAAAAAUGAAAUCGAGUAAACAAAUAAAUUCGUCAAACCCGCGCUGUUUUGUCCUCACAGUGACGUUUUUCUCAGAUUUACUUGCAAUUCUGAGGUUAAGGAACCGUGACCUGAAAGCUACCUACUGAUUUUUCAUUUCAGCCUCUAAAAAUCCUGGGAAGGUUGCCGUUACCGUGGGUUCUCUAGACGGUUCGUGGAACUCGCCCGAUAAAACGGAAUUCGAAUACCAUCCGAAUAUUAUUCAAGACCUCCAAGAACUGAUUAGUAAAAUGCCUCACACAAAGAGAAACAUACCACUGGACAACCAGACAUUAAAUCCUUCCCGUUCAGCAAGAACAGGUCAGAAUCUCUGUUUGUUCCUUAACUUGUGUACAGCAUAUGCCAUCUUACUUUGUGACGACAAUCAUUUGAUUAACAUCUAGAAGUCGAUUAAGUUAGAUACGCCACUGUAAAAAUUUUCGGAAGCUGGCGUUUGGAGUUGUAGCCCUUCUUCGCAGUAAAGUGGAGGAUUAUGGGUUGUGAACACGUGGCUCUAGCUUCAGAACUUUUAAGGACAGAAGGUACUUUACAAUGUUAAUGGCGUUUUCAGCGUGUCAUGUGAUUGGCUAAGAAGUUUGAUCCUGAACAAUUGCCAUGUUUGCAUAAAUUUUUUUAUUAUUUUGAUAGUGUGCAGUCCGUCUUCCCUCUCUUCUAUGGUGGAUAGACCAUUGAUGGCAGAUGCGAGCGAGGACAUAUUGUCACUGAAAGCUCUACAGUGUAUACUAUUCGCAGCGGCUGCAACAAAUGAUCGCGAAUGUAUUGAAGUAAUCUUCAGUACUUCAGCUGGAGAAGCAGUCUUUCAAACGUACAGGAACAGCUCCAUCUUGCCAGAAGACAUUGCCAGAGCUAGGGGACAUCAAAACUUAGCAGAAUACCUUCAAAAUGUUCACAAAAGGUGUUGAUUCUAUUAGUUAUACGUGGGUAAAAUCUGCAUUCAAGACUGAGCAACAUGAGUGCCAAAUUGUAUCCCGGUUUCCUUACAAGGGAUUGAUUGAAGAUUUUGCUGCUCCAGCAGGUAACCCUUAGGUGUUCCCUCGGGAUCUCCUUGAGUUAGGUCGUGCCAAUACAUACCUCUGGGUGGACAGAGGCACUGUGCAGUUUACUUCCCAAGAGUAUUACACAUCAACCCGGGAAGGUUUCAAACUUGAACCUUUCAUUCUGGAGUCCGUGGCGGAAGGGUUGUCCAAUAUAAACGACUAGAUUUUCGCCGUGCAACUCCCUUAGUCCAUGGGAAUACCGUAAGUCUAGGGGUGAAAAUAUAAAACAACUGUCCAAAAUGUCAUUGUAAGUGGUCAAAGUAUUUUAGAGCGCUGAUUAUUUGUUGAGGAAUGAUUUGAAUUGAUUUCAUCCUUGGUAAUUUGGGUUGAAGUGGCUGCAUUACUGAAUUAAUUUCUUGUCGCGUCGCAGGUUGUCAGAAGAAAUCGUUUGUAAUGUUCAGACUGUAACUAUUGAUUGGGUAGAACUCAAGCGUGCGACUGCCAGGAAGGAUAUCUGCUGUAAGUAUUUUAGGGCGCUGAUUAUUUUAUUUUACUCGCGUCAGCUGUUUCGUAUGCUUUUGUUUGUUUUUUUUUUUAGGGCAAUAAUGUUUGGGACCUCUCGCUGAGAGUACACAAUACGAUGGCUGUUUUCCCUAUUUCGUCAUAUGUUUCAAAAGAUUCGUCAGUUUUGAUUGUGAUGUGGUUUUUAUAAUUUGUUUCAAAUUAUAUCCAAUUCAAACUAAAUUGUUCCCAAGAGUUUUACUUUGGCUAAAAAGUAAGUUUAUUGUACCAUUGCACUUGAGAUUUUAACUAAUGUUUUCUGUAAUUUUUUUGAAAUAUUUCGAAUUAUCACCUAAACUUUACUCACUUUUUGAGUCAAGAGUCAGUUGGCCUGAAAUGCCGAUUUUUAACUCGUAAACUUCGCGCAUGCGCAAGAGCGAGUUGUAGUUAUGAUAUGGAGAAUGGCACUCGCUCGCUCGCUCGAUUGGUCGAUUCCUGUAAACUUUUUUUCUAUUUUAGGCUUUGAGCGCAUUUGAUAGUUUUUGGCGAGUAAUAAACAAACGAAAUGGCGACCUUUGUUGCUAAGAAUAGUGGUGCGGUAAAAAAGAAGGCAAUGACAAUCUUAAAAGAGUUUUUUUUUUCGUUUUAAUUUAAACAAGCGGCGCUAGCGACUGGCAGGCGUGCGAGGAUUCACACUGAAAUAAAAGAACAACCUUCGUUUUUCAUAAAAUUGUAAUUUACAAUCCUUGAACUUGAAAACAAUCCGAAGAUUCAUUAGAAAUAUCACUUACUCCGAAGCGCUCGGAGUUUGUAGGUGUUCAAAAGCUUUUUCUGUUAUGGCAUGAGAUUGGGGACAAAAUCGAUCAUUACAUUUCGAAUCGUGUGUUUUUUUCUGUGUGAAGCCACUAAAGGUGCCGGCGACUGACGAAAUUACAGGUUAACACGAAAAUCAAAUAACACCUAAACAAAUAAUUUUGGCUACCGAUUUUCGCUGAAUUUUUAAAGAACAACUUUCUUUUAACUUUCAAGACGAUUUGAAUAUUCAAAAUAAAUAUUACGUACUAAAAUGUGAAAGUUGUACACCACGAAAUUGAUAAAUAGGCCUGAAAUGAAAUUCUAUCUUGUUCUUGAUUAUACGUUGCCUAGCACGUGACCAAAAUCUACCCAUGCGGAAAUCCAAAAUGAAGGUGGCAGUCUGGGCUUAGCCAUAUCACUCAAAACUCGUUCCCGUUUGUCUCAUUUGAUGAAGAGGGAAUCAUUAAUGUUUCCAUUUAGACAGUAUUGCGUUGAUUUUUCAGUAUUUACAAUGAUAGACUUUUCACCCACAUUUACUUCCAACCUUUUCUUUUGAACCAGAAACAAAAAUGGUAUAUGUUUAAAACAUAUAACAUCAUCCACUCCUGUCAGAUGUAAUAGCAUGAUCAUUUCAAUUGUAAUGCCUUCUUAUCCCAAUGUUACUUUGUUUCUUUGCUACAUUAGCAAACACUGAACUACUGCUCGUACUCUAAAUAUGACAAUCAACCACAAAAUUCCCUAAACCAGAUGACUUUAAACAUAAUCCAAAAAAUCAUGUAAGGCAUCAGUUAAUUCACGAGUUUGUUCACAGAG